CUAUUCAUCAUCAUUAGGCACUGAAGCCGAUAUCAUAUCAAAAGUAUCCCUUAUACAUAUCAUACUUGAACAAUAAACAUAUUGAAAUCAUCAUAUCGAACCACCAUGGCCAAGUCAUCGCCAACCCCACCUCCUCCCUACGAAUCGAUAUCAUCAAGCUCAAAUCAAAACCCAGCCUUACCCUCAACAUCACAUCAAGCAAACACUGCAACACCAGGGUCCCAACCAACACCCAUCAACCCUCAAAACCUCACACCCCAACAAAUCGCAGACUUCAACCGACUAUAUCGGCAAGUAGUCCGCCGCACAACCCGCAACUCCCUCGGCGUAGCCACAUCAACCUCCAUGGCCACCGUCUUCCCAUACAUGCUAGGCCCAGCAGCUGCAUCGGGCUACGGACUCUACAAAGCCCGCAAGGCUCGACAUGACCUCGAAGAACUCGAGAAGCUUGGGUUCAAAAUCCGGAAGCGAGAUCUCGCGAACGGGGUGGCUGUUGGCGCACUGCAGAAGCUUCCACUGACCUUUCUUCUGUGGGGGCACGACGAAGUGCUCUUCGCAUUAGGGUCACUCGUGGAGGAGUUCCCUGGGUCUGAAUCGUUGCUCAGUGGGGCGAUCGACACAGUCAACGCCCAUACUGAAGCCCUAGAUGUUCCGGUUCUGGGCGAUCUGAAUGGGCUCGCGGAAGUGCCUGUGGAUGCGGUGCAUGAUAUGCUGGGCAUCGACGGAGCACAGGAAAGGAUAGAUGCUAUAGAAGCCGGCGGCGAAGAUACUGGAGGUUGGCAUGAUAGUGCGGGACACAUUGCACAGGAUGUCUUUCUGGUGGCUCCUGUUGCUGCGGUGGUCGACCAGGUGGCUGAUUACCCGGCCGAGAGGUACGAUAGGAGGAGGGUAGGACAGAUGCCUGGGUCUUAUCCCUCUGGAGAGCAGACACCUCCGCCAUUGCCCCCUCGACCGAAGCGUACUUGAAAUGUACUGUCUACCCCAGGAGAUGCGGUAUAGGAAUGGCGGACUUGGCUCAAG
This is a messenger RNA of Aaosphaeria arxii CBS 175.79, 1020 nucleotides long. RefSeq lists its product as uncharacterized. The transcript has a single exon. The coding region runs from base 106 to 966 and encodes 286 amino acids. The record is from RefSeq and is a predicted model, not a curated record. NCBI's taxonomy places the organism in Eukaryota, Fungi, Ascomycota, Dothideomycetes, Pleosporales.